GGAGACGUAAGAGGGACAGCGCUCAGACCAGACAGACAAACAGACACAUAGACUUUGGGCCCCAUGGGGGGGGGGCCAAAACUGGGGGCAUAGCCAUCAGAAUCCCCUCCCCACCCCCUUUUCCAGCCUCCUUCCUAGGCUCCUUUAAGACAGGGUUUGUCCUCAACUCCAGGAGUUAACCCUUGGCUGUCCAGGUGGCCCCUUAGGCUCCAGCCUGAUGGGCGGAGACAAAGUGGGGGGGCCUAUGGGGGGGAGGGUUGCCCUGAAGUCUAGGGAGGAAGAGAAGGAGGCAGCAGUGGAGCCAGCACUGGGAAGGGAAGGAGACAGUUAGUGGAUCACGCUUGGGGGAAGGUGGUUGCUGAAGAAGCAGAGCCAAGGCAAGGGGCUCCUGCUGUGCCAAGCGUGGGCAGUGCCAAGUCCCCGGGGAGCCCGGAGCUUGGGGGGGGAGGGCCAGGAACAGCCUGGCCCUGCCCCCUCCCCCCUCGGGAGGCGGCCAGCAAGUUUGGAAGAAAAAGUUUGGCUUCGAUCUCCUGUGCUGAUGGCCCGAAGGAUGGGCAGAAUCCCGUUAGCCUGGUGUUUGGCGUUGUCCUGCUGGGCAGGUGCAUGGGCUGACACUGAGGACCCAUUUAUGCAAAGUCCGGAGAACAUCACCGGGGCCCGAGGAAUCAUGGGGACCCUGCGGUGUGAGCUCCGCAUUCACGGCGAGCCCCCAGAAGUGGACUGGCUGCGGGAUGGACAGACCCUCCAGAUGGCAGACAGCACCCAGAUUCAGUUACCCCUGGGUGAAGACUGGGAGGACGACUGGAAAGUGGUCAGCCAGCUCAGAAUCUUCUCCCUCAAGCCUGCAGACACGGGACGAUACCAAUGUUUGGUGACUCUUGGAGGACAGACUUUCAUGUCCCAGCCUGGCUACGUAGGGCUGGAAGGCCUGCCUUACUUCCUGAAGGAGCCUGAAGACAAGGCCGUAGCUGCCAAUGUCCCCUUCAACCUAAGCUGCCAGGCCCAGGGUCCCCCAGAACCUGUGAACCUACUCUGGCUCCAAGAUGCUGUCCCUCUGAUCCCCACCACAGGCCAUGACCCCCAGCACAGUUUGUAUGUUCCAGGUCUGAACAAGACAUCCUCCUUCUCCUGUGAAGCCCACAAUGCCAAGGGGAUCACCACAUCCCGCACGGCCACCAUCACAGUACUUCCUCAGCGGCCCCAAGACCUUCACGUGGUUUCCAGCCAGCCCACGGAGAUGGAGGUGGCUUGGACUCCAGGCCUCAGUGGUAUCUACCCCCUCACCCACUGCACCCUACAGGCAGUGCUCUCUGAUGAUGUGGCAGGCGACCAACUGGGAGCACCAGAGCCUCCGGAGGAGCCCCUCACCUUGCAGGCAUCCGUGCCCCCCUACCAGCUGCAGCUGGGCAAGCUCCACCCCCACUCCCUUUACCACAUCCGGGUGUCUUGUGCCAGCAGCCAGGGGUCCUCGCCCUGGACCCAUUGGCACCCAGUGGAGACACCAGAAGGAGUGCCCCUGGGCCCCCCUGAGAACGUGAGUGCCAUGCGGAAUGGAAGCCAGGCCCUCGUGCGUUGGCAGGAGCCCACAGUGCCCUUGCAGGGUACCUUGUUAGGGUACCGGCUGGCCUAUCGCAGCCAGGACACCCCUGAGGUGCUAAUGGACGUGGGACUAAAGAGAGAAAUGACCCUUGAACUGAGGGGGGAUGGGCCUGUGACCAACCUGACCGUGUCAGUGGCAGCCUACACGGCUGCUGGGGACGGGCCCUGGAGCCUCCCAGUGCCCCUGGAGCCCUGGCGCCCAGGACAAGGACUGCCAAUCCAUCACUUGGUGAGCGAGCCCCCAGCUCCUGCCUUCUCCUGGCCCUGGUGGUAUGCACUGCUGGGGGCCAUCGUGGCUGCCGUCUGCGUCCUCAUCCUGGCCAUGUUUCUCGUUCACCGGCGAAAGAAAGAGACCCGCUACGGUGAAGUGUUCGAGCCCACAGUGGAGAGAGGUGAGCUGGUAGUCAGGUACCGUGUGCGCAAGUCCUACAGCCGGCGGACCAACGAAGCCAUCUUGAACAGCCUGGGGAUCAGCGAAGAGUUGAAGGAGAAGCUGCGGGAUGUCAUGGUGGACCGCCAUAAGGUGGCUCUGGGGAAGACCCUGGGAGAAGGAGAGUUUGGAGCUGUGAUGGAGGGCCAGCUCAACCAGGAUGACUCUGUCCUCAAGGUGGCCGUGAAGACCAUGAAAAUUGCCAUUUGCACCCGGUCAGAGCUGGAGGAUUUUCUGAGUGAAGCUGUGUGCAUGAAGGAAUUCGACCACCCCAACGUCAUGAGGCUCAUCGGGGUCUGUUUCCAGGGUUCAGAACGAGAGGGCUUUCCGGAACCCGUGGUCAUCUUACCUUUUAUGAAACAUGGAGAUUUGCACAGCUUUCUCCUUUAUUCCCGGCUUGGGGACCAGCCUGUGUUUUUGCCCACUCAAAUGUUGGUGAAAUUCAUGGCAGACAUCGCCAGUGGCAUGGAAUACCUGAGUACCAAGAGAUUCAUACACCGAGACCUUGCUGCCAGGAACUGUAUGCUGAACGAGAACAUGUCUGUGUGUGUGGCAGACUUCGGGCUCUCAAAGAAGAUCUACAACGGAGAUUACUAUCGCCAGGGACGCAUUGCCAAAAUGCCAGUCAAAUGGAUCGCCAUCGAGAGUCUGGCGGACCGUGUCUACACCAGCAAGAGUGACGUGUGGUCCUUUGGGGUGACUAUGUGGGAGAUCGCCACACGAGGCCAAACCCCAUAUCCGGGAGUGGAGAACAGCGAGAUUUAUGACUACCUGCGCCAGGGGAACCGCCUGAAGCAGCCUGUGGACUGCCUGGAUGGCCUGUAUGCCUUGAUGUUUCGGUGCUGGGAAUUGAACCCCAGAGAGAGACCAAGCUUUACGGAGCUGCGGGAAGACUUGGAGAACACACUGAAGGCGCUGCCCCCGGCCCAGGAACCUGACGAAAUCCUCUACGUCAAUAUGGAUGAGGGUGGGGGUCACACAGAACCCCUUGGAGCUGCCGGAGGAGCAGAGCCCCCAGCCCAGCCUGACCCUAAGGAUUCCUGCAGCUGCCUCACUGCGGCGGAGGUCCAUCCUGCGGGACGCUAUGUCCUCUGCCCUUCGACAAGCCCCGGACCCUCGCUGCCUGCUGACAGGAGGGCCCCGGCACCCCCAGGGCAGGAAGAUGGCGCCUGAAAACAACCCUCUACCAGGGGGACUCCCUCUCAGGACCCAAGCUAGGCACUGCCACGGGAGGUGGGGGGGGAAUGUCUCCCCCCCCUUACCCCCCAUUUUGCCACCCCAGGUCUGGUCUCCUCCAUCCCAGAUAGAUGCUUCGCCUUUGCUGCGCCUUUUCAUCCCCCUCCCUGUAAGGAAGUGGGGUUGGACCACAACCUCUUGAAGGGUUCUUCCCCAGGUCUCACAUUCUAGAAGAUUCCAGAAACUAAGGUGUCAGGAGUCUAGGGGUUGGUUCUCUCCUAAGGACUUGAAAUUCUGAAGUCUCUGAUUCUAAAAGUGUUAAAGAUUCUAGAUGGAGAUUCUAAGGCCUGCUGGUCCAAAGGCUCUGAGAUUUGGUGGCUGUAGAUUUUUCUGGGUAUAAAAAUCUUGACAAAGCCCCAAGAUCCCCGGUUCUAAAGUCCCAUGAUUCUUCUAGGACCUAAGGCUUGAUUGUUCUUGAUUUUCUAGAGUUCUGAAUCCUGGAGUGCAUUAGGAUUCUAGAUUCUAUGAUCCUAAAGAUUUUACCGUUAUAAACAUGGAGAUUCUAAGGCCAAUUAUUUAAAAUGUUUGAUGGUUUAACGCUCUGAGUUGAGAUCUCC
Molecule: messenger RNA, 3822 nt
Organism: Perognathus longimembris pacificus (Pacific pocket mouse)
Lineage: Eukaryota; Metazoa; Chordata; Mammalia; Rodentia; Heteromyidae
Gene: Axl
Product: AXL receptor tyrosine kinase
Exons: 20
Coding region: 539-3202 (887 amino acids)
Biological process (GO): nervous system development; cell surface receptor protein tyrosine kinase signaling pathway; protein phosphorylation
Cellular component (GO): signaling receptor complex
Molecular function (GO): ATP binding; protein binding; transmembrane receptor protein tyrosine kinase activity
Source: RefSeq, a predicted model, not a curated record